Molecule: messenger RNA, 1114 nt
Organism: Malaya genurostris
Lineage: Eukaryota; Metazoa; Arthropoda; Insecta; Diptera; Culicidae
Exons: 2
Coding region: 1-894 (297 amino acids)
Biological process (GO): DNA integration
Molecular function (GO): nucleic acid binding
Source: RefSeq, a predicted model, not a curated record
AUGGCUAUUCGGAGAUUUAUCUGCAAACGAGGGCCUCCCCUCGAGAUUUUCCUAGACAACGGUACUAACCUUAAAGGAGCCAGUAAGGAACUAAUAAAGGUGAUUCACCAUAUUGAUGAAGACUGUGCAAAUGAGUUAACCAACGCUCGAAUGAAACGGAACUUUAAUCCGCCAGCCACCCCGCAUAUGGGAGGUGUUUGGGAAAUGCUAGUUCGGUCAGUGAAAGAUGCGCUGGAAGUUAUUGAUGAUGGAAGGCGUCUUACGGAUGAGAUUUUACUGACAGCAAUAGCUGAAGCUGAGGAUAUGAUUAACUCACGUCCUUUGACCUACGUGCCGCAGUCAGCAGAUGAGAUCGAAACACUAAGUCCGAAUCACUUUCUUCGUGGAGUAUCGCCCAAUGAAGCUCAGUCAACACCUCCUCCACCGUACUCAGCAGAGGCUCUCAGAGAUGCCUAUAAAAGAUCACAGCAACUAGCCUCGGAAAUGUGGAACCGGUGGAUUAAAGAAUAUGUCCCCACUUUAAACGGUCGUGCCAAGUGGUUCAGUGAAACGAAGGGUUUGAAAACCGGCGAUUUAGUCUACGUAGUAGAAGGAGCUAAACGUAAACUCUGGGUGCGAGGAAUGGUCGAAGUUCCCAUAAUAUCUAGUGAUGGACGUGUUCGCCAAGCUUGGAUUAGAACUAACAGCGGAGUAUUCAAAAGGGCGACAGCCAACCUUGCAGUAUUAGAGAUUGGAAAUGGUAACACUGAUCCGGAUAACGCUAUUGUGUCAGAAUUACGGGCUGGGGAAAUAUUGAGGGCAACACCACGGAGACCGAAUGAUGCUUUGUGCAACACGACGCCGAAGAAGGAUGGUAAACGUCAACAGGAAGAAAGCGGAAAGAAAGAGAAGUAAGGAAACGUAAGGUUGAAUAAUCAAUGUGUUAAAACUGUGAAGAUAGAAGCAAGGUGAAAUUUAUCGAAUAAAAGUUAAUUUAGUAGUACAAGUUGUGGUGAGGAUAGAAAUUCUAGAAGGAGAAAAGAGUGAUAGUUUGGAUACGUGAAAGGAUUACAGAAACCUUAACCUAUUAUCACAGACAGUUAUCACAUGUGGUUAAUUUAGAAUAAAACGUGCG